UGAUGCCGCAUGGCAUGGACUCAGGUGUAACAAACACCUAAGGAAUAUAGGUAGACUUUUGUUACGUUUUCCUUUGUUCUGCAUUUAAAGACUGUUUGCCAAGUGUGAAAUAAAACAUUGAACUUUGAUUUGAAAAGUACUGUUUCCUUGCCUCUCUACUGCAACCGCACCUAUCUGCAGGAGCGAGUCAUCACAAAAUAUAUAUAUACCCAAAUUUCUCCCCAAUGUGUUUGUUUAUAUACUCCUGAGCUGAAAGUGACCUGAAUUAAAAUGCCUUUAUCUGAGCCGUAAAAGGGUUUAUAUAAACAAAGACAAAGGGAUGUUUCACACUUACAGACACCAUGUGAAAUUCUGGAAUUUGAGACUAAGAAUCAACUUUACACUACAGGGAGUUUUUGGUUUGAACAAUUAUGAUGGAUGUCACACAGUAUGAUUGUCUGAAAUAAUUCUGGCUCAUAUAGUCUGACAGACAGAAAUUAUCAGCAGUGCUGAAUGGUGGUACAUGGUGUGACAAAUAGAUGGACAAGGUGGGGUAGAAUUAGGGGAGGGAUCGGACAUCUGGCAUGAUUUGAUAGGUGUUAAAAAAUGCUGUAGUUCACAAGAAGUUAGCCCCACAGGACAGACCACUUCCUGUUACAUAUUGAAGGGGUUAUUUGGAGAUGUAAAAAAAAGAAGUUAUAUGUUGCUGGGGGUGGGCUAAAAAAACAACACAUACCCACCUGCCUCAAUCCUCUGGGUCUCUCUCUGUGCUGUCACCUGGUCCCCCAAAGCUCCAGCUACUUUCUGAGACUAGCUCUUCACUGUAGUGAUGGUCCACUUAUCCAAUCACUGAUUGAGGCAGGGUGCCACUGCAGCCAAUGAUUGGCUGAGCAGUCUGUCUGUCACGUAUGGGCAGGGAAGGAGUGCUCGCUAAGCUUACCCACGCCCCUGUCCCUGCCUACUUGUCCGCCUAUCCUAAAUGAUAGGCCGGCAACUGGUCGACAAUCCCUUCCUAAAUAAGUGAGGGGAGUCAAAUGUCAACACAAUAAAAUACAAUCCUGUCCGUUGUCAGGAGCAACAGGGAAACAAGCAACUAACAAAGACAAACUAAACAUACACACAUAAAGUCGAUGUCAGUCAAACCGAGUCAAGCCAGGAGUGGGAAGAGGUGCCGAAUCGCUAUAACCAAAGAGAAGUCAGAUAAGAAGCCAAAAGUCAAGUUGCCGGGUAUAGAAGAAAAUAAGGGAUUGCUAGUUACUCGGUAUUUAGAGCUUCGAUUUAACAGAAGUGUGCGCAUACUGGGAACAGUUAUUUUCAUCAUAGAGAUGAUAUUAUAUACAGGCAUUGUGAUAUAUGCACCUGCCCUAGCAUUAAAUCAAGUUUCAGGGUUUAAUCUUUGGGGAGCAAUGAUUACUACAGGAUUGGUGUGCACAUUCUACUGCUCACUGGGUGGUCUAAAGGCUGUCAUCUGGACAGAUGCCUUCCAGAUUAUAAUUAUGUUGGCCGGCUUUAUCGCUGUCAUCAUAAGAGGUGUUGUGGUGCAAGGUGGAAUCCGGACUAUCAUCAGUGACUCCUACUAUGGUGGGAGGCUGAACUUCUGGGACUUUGAUCCACAUCCACUUCGGAGGCACACGUUUUGGACAAUUGUGAUUGGUGGGACAUUUUUGUGGACUGGAAUCUAUGGGGUUAAUCAAUCUCAAGUGCAAAGAUACAUUGCUUGUAAGAGCAGAUUUCAAGCAAAAUUAUCUCUCUACCUUAACCUGAUAGGAUUGUGGGCCAUUCUUGCGUGUGCAGUGCUCUCAGGCCUCAUUCUCUUCUCAAUUUACAAGGACUGUGACCCAUGGACCUCAAAGCUUGUGUCUGCCCCUGACCAGCUCAUGCCAUAUUUGGUGCUUGAUAUUCUUCGAGACUAUCCUGGAGUGCCUGGACUUUUUGUGGCCUGUGCAUAUAGUGGCACUUUGAGCACGGUGUCAUCAAGUAUCAAUGCACUGGCUGCAGUAACUAUCGAAGACCUGAUCAAACCAUACACAAAUCUGUCCGAAAAAAAGCUGUCAUGGCUGUCAAAAGGAAUGAGUGCGUUUUAUGGAGUAGUGUGUAUAGCAAUGUCGGUGAUUGCGUCCUAUAUGGGAAGUGUGAUCCAGGCAGCCCUGUCUAUAUUUGCUAUGGUUGGGGGACCCCUUCUUGGCUUGUUUUCCUUAGGAAUGUUUUUACCAUUCUGCAAUCCUUUGGGAGCGAUUGUGGGGCUUCUUGUAGGAUUUGCUGUGUCCUUAUGGGCUGGAAUAGGGGCUCAGAUCUACCCCCCAUUGCCUGAGAGAAGUAGACCCCUGCCGCUUUCCACUGCCUAUUGUAAUUCCAGUGAUUCAGUGAACAUCACAUCUGUUACAGAAAUGGCAAUAACCAUGAUAGUCUCAGCAGCACAAGCUGAAGCCAGUGAGAGGCCACAGCUUGCCGAUUAUUGGUAUUCUUUAUCGUACUUAUACUUCAGCAUUUUGGGGACCCUCGUGACUCUAGUUGUUGGUAUAAUUGUUAGUCUUCUGUCAGGGGGAUGGAAACAAAAUAUAAACCGUGACUUUCUCUUUGGAGGACAAGAUUGUGUACUUGACAUGUUCUGCUGUUUUAAAGCCAAUAAGGCUGAAAAAAUUGAAGAUGUAAGCUGGAAACCAUAUCCCAAGGAAGGACACGACAACCCCACUUUUUCACAAGACGAUAUUAGUUUAUAUCAAAGGUCAUGAGGACCAUUAUCUGGGGGACUGCCAUGUUGUGUACAUUACUUCUUUGCACUACAAACUCUCAAGGGGUAAUAAUCAUUGACAUUUGAACUUGUGUAAUAUUAAAUUAGAUUUUAAUUUUUUUAUUUUUUGCAUUGCUUAAGAACUUGAAAAGGUUAAGUCUAGUAUAAAUGACUAUGACAAAAGCAGCAACCUAAGGUGGUAUUCUAGUGUGGAAAAUUGCACUAGGAAUGCAACAUAUUCAGUUCUUUAGCUGCCAAUGAUAUAUAAGUUUUUGCACAAUAACUAAUUGUUGGAAUUUUACAUCAUAGUAGUGCCAGUUACUGAUGAUUUUUUUUUUUUUUUUUUACAAAUCAACUGGUGCCAGAAAGUUAGACAGACUUGUAAAUUACUUCC
Messenger RNA from Hyla sarda, 3104 nucleotides. Its product is annotated as sodium-coupled monocarboxylate transporter 1-like. The record is from RefSeq and is a predicted model, not a curated record. Gene Ontology annotation, cellular component: membrane. Lineage: Eukaryota; Metazoa; Chordata; Amphibia; Anura; Hylidae. Gene Ontology annotation, molecular function: organic acid:sodium symporter activity. The transcript is spliced from 15 exons. Bases 1110 to 2711 code for a protein of 533 amino acids. Gene Ontology annotation, biological process: propanoate transmembrane transport; sodium ion transport.